UCUAGUACCAAUCGUGUGUUUCGACUUUUCCAGGCCCAAAAAAAAACGAUUUUCCCUGCUGAAAAGUGCUUUUCGCGCAAGGAAUCUUCGAUGUGGUCGCUUUAAGCCAGCAGCAAGAUUGCAUUUUCGAAAUUUUCCGCCUGCAGCUGGCCCUGGACGUGCUUUGUAUCCGUGGAGAACAGAGACGCAAAGAUAGACGCCGUGUGGGGUUGGGUUGCUUCCGGCCCGCUGCGCUUAGCAGCGAACAGAAUGGGCGACCUGCCGGGAUCGGGCUCCACGGCCCAACCACGGGAUGCUGCUGUCACCGGAACAGGUAAUUCCACGGCUGGUGGCGGCUCCUCCGUUGGAUCGACGGCAGUGGACAGACCCCCGUCGCCCGCCCGCCUCUCCCACACGUCCGAGAAACAUCCGAAGGUCACGCUCACGGAACUCAAUAUGCUGCGCCGCCACCGGGAGCUCUGCGAUGUGGUCCUGAACGUGGGCGGACGGAAGAUCUUCGCCCAUCGGGUCAUCCUGUCCGCCUGCAGCUCCUACUUCUGUGCCAUGUUCACCGGCGAACUGGAGGAAUCGCGCCAAACGGAGGUUACCAUACGGGACAUCGACGAGAACGCCAUGGAGCUGCUCAUUGAUUUUUGCUACACCGCCCACAUUAUCGUCGAAGAGUCCAAUGUCCAGACACUCCUGCCCGCCGCCUGUCUGCUGCAACUGGUUGAGAUUCAGGACAUAUGCUGCGAGUUCCUCAAGCGGCAACUGGACCCCACCAACUGCCUGGGCAUCCGCGCCUUUGCCGACACGCACUCCUGCCGGGAGCUCUUGCGGAUCGCCGACAAGUUCACGCAGCACAACUUCCAGGAGGUGAUGGAGAGCGAGGAGUUCCUGCUGUUGCCCGUCGGUCAGCUGGUGGACAUCAUCUGCAGCGACGAGCUGAACGUGCGCUCGGAAGAGCAGGUCUUUAACGCGGUCAUGUCCUGGCUUAAGUACAAUGUCGCCGAACGGCGGCAGCACCUGGCACAGGUUCUCCAACAUGUCCGUCUGCCGCUACUCUCUCCAAAGUUCCUGGUGGGCACGGUGGGCUCUGAUCUCCUGGUGCGCAGCGACGAGGCCUGCCGGGAUCUGGUGGACGAGGCCAAGAACUAUCUGUUGCUUCCGCAGGAGCGACCGCUGAUGCAGGGUCCGCGCACCAGACCUCGCAAACCCACUCGCCGAGGUGAAGUGCUGUUCGCCGUGGGCGGAUGGUGUUCCGGCGAUGCCAUUGCUUCCGUGGAGCGCUUCGAUCCGCAGACCAACGACUGGAAAAUGGUCGCCCCGAUGAGCAAACGACGCUGCGGAGUCGGCGUGGCCGUGUUGAAUGAUCUACUCUAUGCGGUGGGCGGCCACGAUGGCCAGAGCUAUUUAAACAGCAUCGAGCGUUAUGAUCCGCAAACGAAUCAGUGGUCCUGCGACGUGGCUCCUACCACUUCCUGCCGCACCAGCGUGGGCGUGGCUGUGCUCGACGGCUUCCUGUAUGCGGUUGGCGGCCAGGAUGGCGUCCAGUGCUUGAAUCACGUGGAGCGGUACGAUCCGAAGGAGAACAAAUGGUCCAAAGUGGCCCCGAUGACCACACGACGGCUGGGUGUGGCGGUAGCCGUCCUCGGAGGAUUCCUCUAUGCCAUUGGUGGUUCCGAUGGACAGUGCCCGUUGAACACCGUGGAGCGUUACGAUCCCAGACACAACAAAUGGGUGGCCGUCAGCCCGAUGUCCACGCGACGCAAGCACCUGGGCUGCGCUGUGUUCAAUAACUACAUUUACGCCGUCGGCGGACGGGACGAUUGCAUGGAGCUCUCGUCCGCCGAGCGCUACAAUCCACUGACCAACACCUGGAGCCCCAUUGUGGCCAUGACCUCGCGUCGCAGUGGGGUUGGCCUUGCCGUCGUGAAUGGACAACUGUAUGCGGUGGGCGGUUUUGAUGGGUCCGCCUAUUUGAAAACCAUCGAGGUCUACGACCCAGAGACGAACCAAUGGCGUUUGUGCGGCUGCAUGAACUACCGCCGACUGGGCGGCGGCGUGGGCGUGAUGCGGGCCCCUCAGACUGAGAACUAUAUGUGGAUUCGCAAGGAUUCUGUUGUCUGAUGGGAGCAGCAGCCGACGACUUUGCCCUCGCAAACGUUGCCGCCGCCGCAUUUCUACUAACAAUAACCGCAAUCGAAGCCAAAUCUAAUCAACUAAAGCCCUUUCACCCCAUUGUCUAGCAGCAUAAUCGCAUUGUAUUAAUUGUUAAUUGUUUAUUUGGUAGAGCCUGAAGCGCGUGUUUGUUAGACUUUCCCAGAAUAGUAUUAGAGUUAGCAUUUCCCUUCUCUCCCCUUCACUUGCAAUCACUCAUCCCCAUCACUUCGUAAUUAUACAUUAUUCUAUCUUAAGCAAGUAUAUUUUAUUAAAAACUUAAUAUCUAAAUGUUGCUGGUGGAAUUUCAUGGAAAUCGCUAGCUCAUAACCAUGCCUUCUUUCGAAAUAAAAACAGAAUCAAAUACUAAAUUAUAAAAUAAAAUAAAAUUCGAUUAGUUGUAAAUCUUUAGACGAUGAGCUCGAAAGUCAAGUAACAAAUUGGUAUUAACAUAAUUUAGCCUUAAGAAAUCAAUUCAAGAAAGUUUGUCAGAAAUAAGACAUCACAGUGGUGCAAUAUUUCGAUCGACCAACUUAAUGCUGUAUUAGAUGUUUAGUCAAUCCACUUUAAAGCGACUUUUGGAAUCGUCUUCAACAAUUAUACGAUAUAGUAUCAAGUAAAGAGAACAAUUAAAGAGUUCAUGAGAAUGAAUGUACAGCUUGAAAAACCACCAAGCUGAACACUUUCGAAACAGUUAGAUCUAGCCCAAACAAAAAUUUCAAUAGUAAAAUUAAUAAUUACAUAGCCGUAAGAUCAACACUAAGCUAAUAAAUUUUAAUAUUGUUACUCCUAGAUCGUAAGCCGGUGAAAACGUUCAGUCGGAAAGAGGUCACGUUUUAAGAAUAAUUGUUGUUAAACCAAGUUUGACCAUCGAGCUGAAGGAACCAACUCGAAAUAAUUUCCUAGAUAAGCGAGACGAACAUGAGUCUCCCAACAACAACAUAUUUAGUAUGUUGCAUUUUUACACCAACACAUAUUAAUAAAUUAUUUAUUUUCCAAAAUUUUAUUUAUUAUACGCUUUUGAAUCUCAUUUAGUUUAUUUUAUUGUGCACAUUUGUCAUUAUUUUAUACACUGUUGUUAAAUCAAGCAAAUGGGAAUGAACUUUGCUUCCAAAUAAUAAAUAAGAAUAGCAUUUACAAAACAAAAACCAAGCUUAUUUAUAUAAUAUGUCGGUCUAAGUGAAUGUUGAACACACAUACAAAUAUUCGCAUACCACACACUAUAUGCAUAAUUAAACAAUAACAAUUAAUAGUUGUAUUGAGUGGAAAAAAUACGUGCUUAACGAAAAUAAUAGAAAAAGUGUUAAUCUUAAAGUUGAUCAUAAACCCGUGCUAUGUGUAAGGAUAUAUGAUAAUAAAAUAUAUCGAAAUUAA
Molecule: messenger RNA, 3513 nt
Organism: Drosophila takahashii
Lineage: Eukaryota; Metazoa; Arthropoda; Insecta; Diptera; Drosophilidae
Gene: dbo
Product: Kelch-like protein diablo
Molecular function (GO): protein binding
Source: RefSeq, a predicted model, not a curated record